AUGUCUAGAGACGCUGAGAAAGAGCUCCAAGGUGCUUCCGCAGAGGCUCACUUGAAGACAAAUGAGAACUACAACAACGACAGCUCCACGCAGGUGUCGUUGAGCCAGUCCUCCAACAAGGAGGAGGAGAAGCUCCAUCACACCCACAGAUCGCUUGAACAAAGACACAUCAACCUUAUUGCCAUUGGUGGGUCGAUUGGUACCGGUCUUUUCAUCACGAUUGGUUCGUCUGGUUUGGUGCAGUCGGGACCCUUGGGUCUUCUCUUGGCCUAUUGUUUCUGGACGUUUGUGAUUUUGUGUUUGACGGUGUCUGUCGGUGAAAUGGUGUGUUAUUUGCCCUUGGACUCGCCCUUCUUGACCAUGGCGGGCCGUGUGGUGGACCCAGCGUACGAGUGUGCAGCGUCGGUGAAUUUCUGGUUGAUGCAGAGUUUGUAUAUCCCGUUUGAAAUUACUGCUGUCAACGGAAUGAUUCAUUUUUGGAGAGACGACUACAGUCCUGCCAUCACGUUGGUGAUUCAGAUUGUCAUUUAUUGUGCCAUCAACAUUUUCGCAGUCAAGCUUUACGGUGAGGCCGAGUUCUGGUUGUCCUUGGCCAAAUUGAUUUUGUGUAUUGGUCUUUUGUUUUUCACCCUCAUCACCAUGUGCGGUGGUAAUCCAGAGAAAGAUGCUUUUGGCUUCAGAAAUUGGCAUGCCGCCGGUGGUCCCAUUGCUGAGUACAUUGGCACCGGCCCUCUUGCUCGUCUCAGAGGUUUCUUGCAAGGUAUCAUUUCUGCCAACUUCGUUGUUGUUUCUUCUGAGUACCUCAGUAUGACUGCUGGUGAAGCUAAGAACCCAAGAAGGAAUAUGGCAUCCGCUUUCAAGACAGUGUUAUACCGUUUGGUGAUUUUCUUCAUUGGUGGUGCGCUCUCGGUGACCAUCUUACUUGCUUACAACGACCCCAAAUAUUUGAGUAUUGUUCAGGGUGACAAUGCCAACGCUGCUUCUUCUCCUUACGUGGUUGCCAUGCAAAACUUGAAGAUUCAGGUGCUUCCUCACAUUGUCAAUGCUGUGAUUUUGUCGUCUGCUUUCUCUGCUGGUAACUCGUAUACCUACUGUUCUUCCAGAGCCCUCUAUGCUCUUUCCAAGAAGGGCUACGUGCCAAAGUUCUUUAGGUAUUGUACAAAGAGUGGUGUGCCAAUCUACUGUGUUGCCGUGUCGGCCUGUUUCUCUCUCUUGUCUUUGAUGCAGUUGGGUAAAUCGGGAGAGAAUGCCUUGAACUACAUGGUGAACUUGUGUACUGGUGCUCAGUUGCUUAACUAUGGAUUCAUGAGCAUCACGUACUUGCACUUCUACAGAGCGGUGAAGGUCCAGGGUAUUGACAGGAAUAAUUUCACUUAUAGAUCGUGGUACCAGCCGUACACUGCGAUUUUCGCUUGCGUCUUUUUGUGGAUUAUCAUCAUCAUCAAGGGUUACGAAGUCUUUAUCCCAGGCCACUGGGCCGUGGACAACUUCUUGUUCAGUUAUGUCAUGAUUUUCGUUGCCAUUGCUGUUUACAUUGCGUACAAAGUUCUCAAAAGACCAAAGUACAUCAAGCCUGAGGACGCUGACCUCCAAACUGGUCUCGAAGCUAUUGAGGAACACGAAUAUGAAUUCUACGCUGCCUUGGAGGCCAGUAAUGAGGAGGCGAAGAGUCUUAGAAAGAGAAUUAUGGAUUGGGUUUUCUAA
Messenger RNA from Candidozyma auris, 1704 nucleotides. It is a transcript of the gene AGP2, whose product is annotated as Agp2p. The transcript has a single exon. Bases 1 to 1704 code for a protein of 567 amino acids. NCBI's taxonomy places the organism in Eukaryota, Fungi, Ascomycota, Pichiomycetes, Serinales, Metschnikowiaceae. The record is from RefSeq and is a predicted model, not a curated record. Gene Ontology annotation, biological process: amino acid transmembrane transport. Gene Ontology annotation, molecular function: amino acid transmembrane transporter activity. Gene Ontology annotation, cellular component: membrane.